Molecule: messenger RNA, 1941 nt
Organism: Symbiodinium sp. CCMP2592
Lineage: Eukaryota; Dinophyceae; Suessiales; Symbiodiniaceae
Source: the annotation of a GenBank genome assembly
AUGACCGACGCGGCUGUGAACAUUCUCGCCAACAUGACGCAAGAAGCAGACCCACCUUUGACAGCAACUGAAGAUGCAGGUGCUGUCGCUUGGGUGUUGACGUCAACAGCCUUGGUCUUUUUGAUGACGGCAGGGCUUGGCUUCUUUUAUGGAGGCCUGGUCCGCGACACCAACAUUAUCAACACCAUGAUGAUGAGUGUGGUCUCCAUGGGCAUUGUCACACUGACUUGGGUGGUGUUUGGCUUCUCAUGGGCCUUUGGAGACAACGGCGAGACUGGCAUUGGUCUAUUCAUUGGCAACUUUGACUACAGCUUUUGGACGGGUCUAGACAUGAAGAACUGGGACACUCUUCCAGGGCUUGCCUUCGCCUCGUUCCAGAUGACGUUCGCCAUAAUCGCCAGCGCCAUCAUCUCCGGAUCCUUGGUGGAGCGUGUGCGCUUCAGCGCAUACUGCAUCAUGCUGGCCCUUUGGUCCCUUCUGAUCUACGCACCUUUGUGCCACUGGGUUUGGGGACCUGGUGGCUGGAUUGGUCAGCUGGGAGCUCUCGACUUUGCAGGUGGAACCGUGGUCCACAUCAGCUCAGGUGUGUCCGGCCUCGUUGCCGGUGCAAUCCUCGGCCCACGCAAGCACGUUGAGAAGGACCUGGGUCCGGCCAACGCCCCCUUCGUGAUCUUGGGUGGCUGCCUCCUUUGGUUUGGCUGGUUGGGAUUCAACGGUGGCUCUGCUCUGUCCACCACGGACGGAGUGGCAGCACGUGCAGUGGCCACCACUUUCGUGGCUGCGGCUUCCUCCAUGCUGACCUGGCUGGCGCUUGAGCGUAUCCUGAAGGGCAAGUCAACCAGUGUGGGAGCAUCUGUCGGUGCGGUUGCAGGUCUCGUGGUCAUCACACCCGCAGCCGGCUUUGUGACACCUGGCUGGAGCAUUGCCAUUGGCGCCUUGGGCGCUCCUUGGUGUUACCUCACUGUUGAGGCAGUGAACAGGAUCAACUUGGUGGAUGACACUCUUGACGCCUUCGGCUUGCACGGCUCUGGUGGCUUUGCGGGUGCCAUUUUGACGGGCAUCUUUGCGGUUGACGAAGGCCUCAUCUACAGCGGUAGCUUCCUGCUGUUGGGCAAGCAGAUUGCUGGUGCACUGGCUGGUGUGGCCUUCUCUGCUGUGGGCACUGCCAUCAUCGUGGGAGUCAUGAGGCAGACCGCCGAGCGUAUCCUCACGGAGAUGAUGAACGUGGAUUUGAGCAUGGGCGUGACGACCGUGUACCGCAAGGAGUUGGUAGAGUGCAAGGUGACCACGCCUGACAAGGCUCUUCAGGAGAAGGUUGGCUUGCCAACCAUGCAGGAGUGGAGCUCGACGGACCCACAGGGCAACACGAAGUUUUUCCAGUGGCUCACAGAAGCGCAGGCAGAAGCCCAGAAGGUCAAGCUUUCUGUGCAUGGCUCGCACAUCUCCACGCUCGUGCGGGCACCCAUUGGCCUGGACGAGGAGGCUCUGAAGGAGUACUUGAAGUCUUGCGGGAUUGACAUCACCAAGUUCGGUCAGGAUGGCACGAAGAGCUUAAAGGAGUUCUCCUCCGAGUUGAUCAAGGGCGAGACACGCCUUCUGCAGGUGCCCAGCGGCGAAAUCCUCGUCAUCACCGAGGUCGUGAUGAUGAUCCUCCAGAAUCCGGAGACGAAAGAGACGCUGGUGCAGACGGGCCAGGUCUGGCCGGAUGGCAAGACGAGCAACCAGGCACGCAUCCCGGGCGCCAAGCGCCGGCCGGACGAGAACCAAUUCCUCUGUGCGCGGCGAAUCCUCAAAAGGCAGUUGGAGAUCGACGAGAAUGCCGUGCGAAUCUCUCAAGAGGUGGGCUACAUCGAAGAGGAUCGAAGCUCCAAGAGUUACCCUGGCCUCAAGACGGUCUACCGAAAACGCAUCAUCAAGGGAGAGGUCAUUCCAGGUGCAUGA